Messenger RNA from Panonychus citri (citrus red mite), 1050 nucleotides. RefSeq names its product vesicle transport protein USE1-like. NCBI's taxonomy places the organism in Eukaryota, Metazoa, Arthropoda, Arachnida, Trombidiformes, Tetranychidae. Gene Ontology annotation, molecular function: SNAP receptor activity. The record is from RefSeq and is a predicted model, not a curated record. Gene Ontology annotation, cellular component: SNARE complex; endoplasmic reticulum. Gene Ontology annotation, biological process: retrograde vesicle-mediated transport, Golgi to endoplasmic reticulum.
UUGAGAAAAUUUUUAUUCUGAGUUAAUUUUUUUUUUUACUUUUCUCUUGAUUUUUUUUAAUUCUUUCAAAUUGAUUUAAAUUUGUUUUGAUAUUUUGUUACAUUAAUAGUUGAAAGUUGUGAUGACGGAAGGUGAAUGUUUAACAGCCGCUGGUUCAUCGGUUGGACAGCGACUUCUAAUUGACUUUAAACGUUUAUUAAACAAAUGUAUGGAAAUGGUUAAUCACUCAAAUGAAGAUUACCGUUGGCGUUUGGAAUCUUAUUUAAUUGCUUUGGAAGAGAAAUUGGGUGAACUUCGCCGAAUGGAUAUUCUUAAAUCUGAUCAAGACGAAUUAGCUGAAUAUAUUCGUAAUGUUAAAUUCUUAAAAGGUCUAAUUGACUUGGAUAAACUGAAAAGUUCUUCACAAAAAUUACUCGCCUGUCAAAUAUUAUCACCAGUUCCUUCAACCGCUACAACUGAAUCAACAUAAAACAAGGAAAUUGGAAUCAAAUCAAAAGCAAAAUAUACUGAAGAAGUGAGAAAUGAACUACUGAAUGGCGACCAGGAGACAAAUGAUGGUUUAAGGAAUCGAUUUGUGUUGAAAAAAGAUGAGCCCAACAAAACGAGUGAAGGUAAACAAGAUGAAUCGGCGAUUCUUGGUGAGACCAUGUUGAUUCAGGCCGAAGCGGCAGCCGAUAUGCUUGAUUUUACCAAGAAUUUGAAAGAAUUUGCAAUCAAAUCUAGUCAAGUGAUUCGCAAAGAUUGUGAGACAAUCGAAUCGGCGACUAAUGUUGCCGAUGUAAAUUCUUCCGGAUUAAAGAAAAGUUCUGAUCGUUUAAGUGAAUUCGUCCGUCGAUCUUGUCAACUGUGGAUUUGGAUCAUGUUGGGAUUAACUGCUUUCGCUUUCCUUUGGAUGGUUUUGUUUAUGAAAAUUUUCACCAAAAAGUUCAAUUAUCCGGAAAGUUUAGUAUGAACAAUAGUUGAGAUUAAAAAAGGAAAGAUGUAAACAAAAUGCUCUUAUUUUUUUUUGUUUUAUCCUUUUUGUAAUAAUAUAAUUUUAUUAUCAGACGA